CCUUGAUACAGCAAGCAAACCAAUUGUUUCACAAAAUUUGAUCUAAACAUUACUCUCUAAUCAAACUUAUUUUCUUCUUUUCCCUUAGUUUCUUCUUCUUUACGUGUGAGCCCCACCACUCUGAAGAGCAGAGUCCACUGUCUUUGAUAAUUGGGGAAGCCUUGAUAGAGCAAACCAAUUGUUUCUGAUUCUCUUGUUUCCACUUGGUAUCCUACCUCUCUCUUUCCCUACCAACGAACUAUGGAAGUUGUUGCAGAGGCUGUUCUUUCUGUCUCCCUUGAAGCUUUGUUUAGCCAACUGGGCUCCCUUGAUCUCCUCAAGUUUGCACGCCAAGAGAAAAUCAACGCCGAGCUCAAAAUAUGGGAGGAAAAAUUAUUGGAGAUUCAUGAAGUGCUGAAUGACGCGGAGGAGAAGCAGAUCACGAAGAAGUUGGUGAAAACGUGGCUGGGCGAUCUGAGGGAUUUGGCUUAUGACAUGGAGGACAUCUUGGACGAGUUUGCCUACGAAGCUUUAAGAAGAAAGGUGAUGGCGGAAGCUGAUGGUGAAGGCAGCACAAGCAAGGUACGCAAGUUUAUCCCUACUUGUUGUACUACUUUCACUCCUAUUGGUUGUAUGCGUAAUGUUAAGAUGGGGUGCAAGAUAAAGGACAUUACUACCCGAUUAGAAGCUAUUUAUGCCCAAAAGGCUGGGCUUGGUUUGGACAAGGUGGCUGCUAUAACCCAGUCUACUUGGGAAAGGCCACUCACUACAUCUCGUGUAUACGAACCUUGGGUUUAUGGCAGGGAUGCUGAUAAACAGAUUAUAAUUGAUAUGCUGCUUAGGGAUGAGCCCAUUGAAACCAAUUUUUCUGUAGUUUCCAUCGUGGCCAUGGGUGGUAUGGGCAAGACCACACUAGCAAGGUUGGUGUACGAUGAUGCUGAGACAGCCAAGCAUUUUGAUCUAACGGCCUGGGUUUGUGUAUCAGAUCAGUUUGAUGCAGUGAGAACAACCAAGACAGUCCUCAACUCGGUCAGUACUUCUCAGAGCAAUACUGAUUCACUAGACUUCCAUCAAAUUCAAGAUAAAUUGGGGGAGGAAUUGAACGGGAAAAAAUUUCUUCUGGUUCUCGAUGAUAUGUGGAAUGACAACUAUGAUGAUUGGCGUUGCUUACAGUCUCCCUUUUUGUCGGGUUCACGAGGCAGCAAAAUCAUAGUCACGACACGGAAUAAGAACGUCGCAAAAAUAAUGGAAGGAGAUAAGAACUUGCACGAGCUACAAAAUUUAUCAGAUGAUGAGUGUUGGUCGGUGUUCAAGAAGCAUGCAUUUGGAAAUAGCAGCAUUGAUGAGCAUUCCAAUUUGGCAUUGAUCGGCAAGGAAAUUGUGAAAAAGUGCGGAGGCUUGCCUUUGGCAGCAACAGCACUCGGUGGUCUUCUACGCCAUGAACAGAGAGAAGAUAAGUGGAAUGUUAUUUUGACUAGCAAAAUAUGGGAUUUACCGAGUGAUAAAUGCGGUAUUCUUCCUGCAUUGAGAUUAAGUUAUAAUCACCUCCCUUCUCCUCUGAAGAGAUGUUUCAGUUAUUGUGCAAUAUUUCCGAAAGACUAUGAAUUUGAUAAGAGAGAACUGAUUCGCUUAUGGAUGGCAGAGAGUCUAAUUCAAUGCCCAGAACGUUAUGGACGACAAAUCGAAAUUGAAGAUUUAGGCGAUGACUACUUCCAGGAAUUGCUGUCUCGAUCAUUUUUUCAACCAUCAAGUAGCAAUAAAUCCCAAUUUGUAAUGCAUGAUCUCGUUAACGAUUUAGCAAAAUUUGUUGGUGGAGAAAUAUGUUUUUCUUUGGAAGAGAAUUUGGAAGGUAAUCAGCAGCAAACUAUUUCUAAAAAGGCUCGUCAUUCAUCAUUCAUUCGUGGCAGAUACGAUGUCUUCAAAAAGUUUGAAGCCUUUUAUGGGAUGGAGUAUUUGCGUACAUUUAUCGCAUUACCAAUUGAUGCAUCAUGGCGUUGUAAUUGGUUAAGCAACAAGGUACUUGAGGGAUUGAUGCCCAAGCUACAGCGCCUAAGGGUGCUUUCAUUGAGUGGUUAUUGGAUAAGUGAGAUACCAAGUUCAGUUGGUGAUUUGAAACAUCUUAGGUAUCUUAAUUUAUCCGAAACAGGAGUCAAACGAUUACCUGAUUCACUAGGUAACCUCCAUAACUUAGAGACACUAGUAUUAUCAAAUUGUUGGAGGCUUAUUAGGUUGCCUUUGAGCAUUGAGAACCUAAAUAAUCUUCGACACCUUGAUGUGACCAAUACAAAUCUAGAAGAAAUGUCUCUACGAAUUUGCAAAUUAAAAAGCUUGCAAGUAUUGUCUAAAUUUAUUGUGGGUAAAGACAAUGGUUUGAAUGUAAAGGAGUUAAGGAAUAUGCCCCAUCUUCAAGGGGGACUUUGCAUUUCAAACUUGGAAAAUGUAGCAAAUGUUCAAGAUGCAAGGGAUGCUAGUCUAAACAAGAAGCAGAAGCUUGAAGAAUUGACGAUAGAGUGGAGUGCUGGGUUGGAUGAUUCACACAAUGCAAGGAAUCAAAUAGAUGUACUUGACUCUUUACAGCCACACUUCAAUUUGAACAAACUAAAAAUUGAGUAUUAUGGUGGUCCAGAAUUUCCCCGUUGGAUAGGAGAUGUUUCAUUCUCUAAGAUGGUGGAUGUAAAUCUGGUGAAUUGCAGAAAUUGCACAUCUUUACCGUGUUUGGGGUGGUUACCCAUGCUCAAACACGUAAGGAUUGAAGGGUUAAAAGAAGUAAAAAUUGUGGGUAGAGAGUUUUAUGGAGAGACUUGUCUUCCCAAUAAGCCUUUCCCGUCCUUAGAGUCUCUAUCUUUUUCGGAUAUGUCACAAUGGGAUGAUUGGGAGAGUCCAUCUUUAUCAGAGCCAUAUCCUUGUCUCCUUUAUCUUGAAAUCGUAAAUUGUCCCAAAUUAAUCAAGAAAUUACCCACUUACCUACCUUCCCUUGUACACCUCUCCAUUUGGAGAUGCCCACUGUUGGUGUCUCCAGUUGAAAGGCUUCCAUCUCUUUCUAAAUUAAGAGUAGAAGAUUGCAAUGAGGCGGUACUAAGGAGUGGAUUGGAAUUGCCUUCACUCACCGAGUUAGGAAUUCUAAGAAUGGUAGGGCUUACCAGAUUACAUGAAUGGUGUAUGCAAUUGUUGUCGGGGCUUCAAGUUUUAGACAUUGAUGAAUGUGAUGAAUUGAUGUGUUUGUGGGAAAAUGGAUUUGCUGGUCUUCAGCAGUUGCAAACUAGCAAUUGUCUCGAGCUUGUAUCCUUGGGAAAGAAGGAAAAGCACGAGCUGCCUAGCAAGCUUCAAUCUUUGAAAAUUAGGCGGUGUAAUAACCUAGAGAAGCUUCCAAAUGGACUGCACAGGCUAACAUGUCUUGGAGAGUUGAAAAUCAGUAAUUGUCCAAAGCUGGUGUUAUUUCCAGAGUUGGGGUUCCCGCCCAUGCUCAGACGUCUUGUUAUUUAUAGUUGUAAAGGUCUACCAUGUCUACCUGAUUGGAUGAUGGUGAUGAAAGAUGGUAGUAAUAACGGUAGCGACGUGUGUCUCCUUGAGUACUUGGAGAUAGAUGGGUGUCCAUCUCUCAUUGGUUUUCCAGAAGGUGAGUUACCCGCCACGCUCAAGGAACUCAGGAUAUGGAGGUGUGAAAACCUGGAGUCUCUACCGGGGGGAAUAAUGCACCAUGAUUCCAACACCACCAGCUAUGGUCUUCAUGCCUUGUACAUUGGGAAAUGUCCAUCUCUCACAUUCUUUCCCACAGGCAAGUUUCCCUCCACCCUUAAGAAACUUCAGAUUUGGGAUUGUGCACAACUAGAGCCGAUUUCGGAGGGGAUGUUUCACUCCAAUAAUAGUUCACUUGAAUAUUUGAGUAUCUGGUCGUAUCGCUGUCUCAAAAUUGUACCAAAUUGCCUCAACAUACUCAGAGAACUGGAGAUUAGUAAUUGUGAGAAUGUGGAGCUGCUACCUUAUCAACUGCAAAACCUCACUGCUCUUACAUCACUUACUAUCUCUGAUUGUGAGAAUAUCAAGACGCCCCUAUCCCGAUGGGGCCUUGCCACACUUACCUCUCUUAAAAAACUCACUAUUGGUGGCAUAUUUCCGAGAGUUGCCUCCUUUUCAGAUGGUCAAAGACCACCGAUUCUUCCUACAACCCUCACCUCUCUUUACAUUCAAGAUUUCCAGAAUCUGAAAUCUCUGUCCUCUCUGGCUCUCCAAACCCUCACCUCACUUGAAGAGCUACGGAUCCAAUGUUGCCCUAAGCUUCAAUCGUUUUGCCCAAGGGAAGGGUUGCCCGACACGAUUUCACAACUAUAUUUCGCAGGCUGCCCACUCCUAAAACAAAGGUUCUCGAAGGGGAAAGGGCAAGAUUGGCCUAACAUCGCCUACAUUCCCUUUGUGGAAAUAGAUUAUAAAGACGUCUUUGAGCAAUAAUAAGUUGAGGGAUUGUAGAAUAUAGAAGCAAACACCAUUCAACCCUCUCCCAUCUUUACAUUAAACAAGGAAGUAGCUUUUGAAAUGGCUUGUAGCUUGGUUUUCUCAUCAAUCUUCCACAACUCUAGUUCUCAGUGACCAUUGAAGUUGAAGAGGUGAUAUGUGAUACUUACAACAAUAAAAAUGAUAAGAGAGGAUCCAUUUAUUCCAUUCAAUGGCAGGUGGAAUAUUUAGUAAUAGCCACUGAAUAGAGUUAAGGCUGACAUACAGCGGAGGCUAUACUAGAAGCAAAUGCAGUUUAUUGAAGUUCAAUCGUUGUGGUUCUCAAAGAGGAUGGAACUCCAGGUAUUAUAUCAAAGACUUCAAAGUAUGGAGUGAAUGCAGCUAGUUCCAGUUGUCCCCUGUUGCUCUUUUUUUAUUUUAUUGUUUUGAGUGUCAACAGGGGACAAAGAAUAACCUAGCAAGGCUAUAGUGAGUGACUGUCAUCUAUAUAUUUUGUUUAUUUAUUUUUCUAUUUUAAUGACUAAUUUUCUUGAAUUUUCUUCUUGUUUAUUUGAUGCUCAUUCCCAACAUACAAUUCUUCCUUUUUCUCUCCUUAAUACCACUUUCUAUUUUCCAUACAUAUAUUAUUGCAAUGUGUUGCCAUUUAACUUGGCUACCCUUGAACAAUUAUAAUAAGUGUUGCAGUGUUAUGUACAAAAUCAUUUAAUUGAUGAUGCAGGUGUCAGAAGGAUUGGUCCAAAGUAUGACAGGAGGUACACGUGGUCCUUUUAUCGUGCUGAAUGAUUGGAAUUUUCCUCCUAUAUCAAAGGCUCAUUGGCACUUUAUUACUAUUUUUAGUCAACAAAAAGAGGAUAAAGUACAAUCUAGCAAAAUUGUGGUUUAAAAGGUGCAUGUCCCAGGUGCCAGAGUAUAAGUAUUUUUCUUCUUGUUGAAGGGAAUUCGGGUUUUAUAUUUGGAGGCUCCAAGUCUAUAGUGAAUGUGGCAAAUUCCUGUUGGCACUUGUUGUUUUUGUUUCUAUUGUUGAUGUUGAGAGUGUAGAAAGAGGAUAAACAACAGCAUAGCAAGAUGAUGGUGGAUGCGCAAUGCUGAUCCAGCUUUCCCCCUUUCGGAUGUCUUUCUAACCAUUGUUAGGAUUCAUUAAAAUGACCUUUAUCAAACAUACAGAUUUUUUCAAGUCAGUUACAACUUAUACAAACCUUAUGUAACUCGAAAUGCUUUAUUUUUAAACCAAUAUAUUUCUACUAGCGAGUUACGUGUUUUUCACUACAUUUUUUUCCAACAACGAGGAAGGGAGGCAUUUUUCUUGGUGGCAUACUAUGAUUCACAGAGUAUAAACUCUUGCAGAUUGAAAGAGAGACAAUUAAAUAUCAUUCAACAGUGAUCAUUAUGCAGGAAGGCCAUAAAUUGAAUAUGAUAAGAUGGAAAAUGUGUUUCAGGACAAUUUUAUGUUUGUGCAUUAUAAGGAAUCCAGUUAAUGAGAUUUUGCCGACAAAAAACCAGAGACUUUGUGUCUUCUGUUUCACUUGUGAUGCUAUCGUUGAUUGGUGAACUGGGAAUGUCGUCAAGAACUUUGGAGCUUGACCAUCUGGCCUUUUUCAAUUCCUUAGAGAUUGGAGAAUAGAUUGCAACACGGUCUCAAAAUUUCGGAACAUCGGCAUCAACACCUUUCUGGGACUCAGAUUUCUAAAUGGAAUGAUGCAAGGCAUCGACACAUUCUCAGAAUUCUUUGAGAUUUCUAAAUGUGAUCUUAGUGUCUUAAUGAGAGGCCAACUUCAAUGUUGCUAAAAAUUGCAGUCUCUAUAUAUUGGAUGGGCAUCAUUCCAUGGGCAAGAAAUAACAGGUUUUGCCAUAUGGGGAGACGAUUUACAACUGCUGUGCCUCUUGAUUUACCCUCAAGCAUCUAGCCUCGCGUCAAGUAUUUGGAAUUAUCUAGCUGAUCACCAGACAACCUUCAACUGACCUCAGGGACUUCGUACAAAGUAGACUCAAUGCAAGUGAUUCAGAGUCACCCCUACCUAAUCCAUUUCCGUGUCUUUGGGAAAACGACGUCCACCACAUGUUAUGGCCAUUAUCUCAUGGCAGUGGGUGUUUUGAACCAGAGUCUAAUACGAAGUCAUCACUAAAUGUUAUGGCCAUUAUCCCAUUGCAGCGGAUGUUUUGAACCAGAGUUUAAAACCAAGUCAUUGACAAAGGCCACAGUGACGUCAUUGAUUUUAUUCUAAACCCAUCAAAAACAACAUGAGACUCACUUUGAUUUCCAGUUAUGCAAGAUCUAUAUGAGCUCAAUUGUUUUGAAACUUGAUUCAUGAAUACCAUGCUGACAUUCAGUUCA
This is a messenger RNA of Vitis vinifera (wine grape), 6760 nucleotides long. Its product is annotated as putative disease resistance RPP13-like protein 1. Gene Ontology annotation, molecular function: ADP binding. Bases 241 to 4425 code for a protein of 1394 amino acids. The transcript has 12 exons. The record is from RefSeq and is a predicted model, not a curated record. Lineage: Eukaryota; Viridiplantae; Streptophyta; Magnoliopsida; Vitales; Vitaceae. Gene Ontology annotation, biological process: defense response to other organism.